AUGAGUUUACCCCUCAAUCCCAAGCCUUUUCUCAAUGGAGUGACAGGAAAACCAGUGAUGGUGAAACUCAAGUGGGGGAUGGAAUAUAAAGGCUACCUGGUCUCUGUUGAUGGCUACAUGAACAUGCAGCUUGCAAAUACAGAAGAAUACAUAGAUGGUGCGUUGUCUGGACAUCUGGGUGAAGUUCUAAUAAGGUGUAAUAAUGUCCUUUAUAUCCGAGGCGUUAAAGAGGAGGAGGAAGAUGGGGAAAUGAGAGAAUAG
Messenger RNA from Chionomys nivalis (European snow vole), 261 nucleotides. Its product is annotated as small nuclear ribonucleoprotein F-like. The record is from RefSeq and is a predicted model, not a curated record. Lineage: Eukaryota; Metazoa; Chordata; Mammalia; Rodentia; Cricetidae. Gene Ontology annotation, biological process: spliceosomal snRNP assembly; mRNA splicing, via spliceosome. Gene Ontology annotation, cellular component: U1 snRNP; catalytic step 2 spliceosome. Gene Ontology annotation, molecular function: RNA binding. The transcript has a single exon. Bases 1 to 261 code for a protein of 86 amino acids.